Onychostoma macrolepis is the source of this 2896-nucleotide messenger RNA. Its product is annotated as cytochrome P450 2F2-like. The coding region runs from base 267 to 1757 and encodes 496 amino acids. Gene Ontology annotation, molecular function: heme binding; iron ion binding; oxidoreductase activity, acting on paired donors, with incorporation or reduction of molecular oxygen, reduced flavin or flavoprotein as one donor, and incorporation of one atom of oxygen. Gene Ontology annotation, cellular component: cytoplasm; intracellular membrane-bounded organelle. The transcript has 10 exons. The record is from RefSeq and is a predicted model, not a curated record. Gene Ontology annotation, biological process: xenobiotic metabolic process. NCBI's taxonomy places the organism in Eukaryota, Metazoa, Chordata, Actinopteri, Cypriniformes, Cyprinidae.
AAUAAAUGUGUCUGUACAGUAUUCAACGUUUAGAUAACAAUGUUCUUAAAUGUAUUUUUAGUUUUCCUCCAAAACUGCAUUACUGAUACCAAAGGUAUUUUAGGGUACAACAGGAAGGCCCCUCCGGUUAAAGAAAAAAACACACUGAAACAUUGAAAACACUUGUUUAUCACUAUAUAUUGCAUAAGUGAUAGAGGUCAUUUACCGGAGAUCUAAAGAUUGUUUUUGAGCAGGUUUCAGACGGGACGUCCAGUAGAUCAGUAAGCAUGUUGACUGCACUGGUUCUGUUGUGUCUCGGAGCCGUUCUUCUGUACUUGCAGUUCAGAAUUCGGCGACCCAAAAACUUCCCCCCUGGACCCACUCCUGUUCCAUUUUUUGGAAAUUUGCUUCAACUAGACCGCACAAACCCGAUAAAGGACUUUGACAAGUUUGCUCAGCGCUAUGGGUCAAUCUAUGGGAUAUUCAUUGGUAGCCAGCCGGCAGUGGUGUUGACAGGUCAGAAAAUUAUCAGACAGGCACUGAUCACACAAGCGGCGGAGUUUGCUGGCAGAUCAGACAACAUGAUGGUCAGUCAUGUAACAAAUAGCAAAGGGGUGAUCAUGGCAAAUUAUGGAGAAAGUUGGCGAGAACAUCGACGCUUUGCUCUGACCACACUGAGGAACUUUGGCCUUGGAAAGAGAAGUAUGGAGCAGAGGAUUCUCGAGGAGGUCAAAUAUAUCUGCUCACAUUUAGAGGAAUCUGCUGGAAAGUCAGUUGACCCUGAACAUCUGUACCACCAAGCUGCUUCAAACAUCAUUGCCUCAAUCAUUUUUGGGUCACGUUUUAAUUAUCAGGAUGAAUAUUUCCAGACAUUGAUCACAAACAUCGAAAAAAUUACUAAGAUUUCCAUUGGACAAUGGGCAAUGCUAUAUGAAAUAGCUCCAAUGUUAAGGGUUUUGCCACUGCCAUUCUGCAAGGCUUUUCAGUAUUUUGGGGGAAUCAAAAAUCACAUUCUUAAAGUUGUGGAUGAGCACAAGAAGUCACAUGUUACUGGGGAGCCCAGAGACCUGAUUGACUGUUACCUGGAGGAGAUGGAGAAAAGAGCAGAUCAAGGCACCACAUUUGACGACUCACAGAUGGUCACUUUGCUGUUUGACCUGUUUGCGGCUGGAACUGAAACAACCUCGAACACACUCCGAACUUUAACGCUCUAUUUGAUGACCCACACUCAUAUACAGGAACAAUGUCAGCGUGAGAUUGAUGAAGUCCUUGGUGAUCGUGAACAUGUCACAUUUGAGGACAGAAACGCCAUGCCUUACGUUCAAGCAGUGAUUCAUGAGGGUCAGCGUGUUGCUGACAUUAUUCCUCUUAGUAUGUUUCACACCGCCACAACCAACACUCAGCUCCAGGGCUACAACAUCCCAAAGGGGACAAUUAUCAUCCCCUAUCUGUCAUCUGCUCUCAGAGAGGAAAGUCAGUGGAAGUUUCCCCAUGAAUUCAACCCUCAAAACUUCUUGAAUGAUAAGGGGGAAUUUGUGAAGCCUGAUGCAUUCAUGCCUUUCUCUGCAGGAUUUCGUGUGUGUUUAGGAGAAAAUCUAGCUCGCAUGGAGCUCUUCCUCGUCCUGGUCACGGUGCUUCAUCGAUUUCGUCUGGUCUGGCCAGAGGAUGCAGGAGAACCAGACUUCAAACUUAUAUAUGGUGGUACACAGUCAGUGAAACCUUACCGUCUGACUGUUCAACUACGUACAUCGGGGCAGACUUGUGAAUCUGUUUUCUGAACAUAUGUUACCCUUCAGUGACAACAUGCCCCAAUAGUGGGUUAUGUUGUCACUCUACAUGUCACGCAGGGGUAAACUAUGACAUUGGCAUCUGCUAUUAAACAGAUACUAUUGUUAGCUUUUCUGCAAAAGUGAAACAAUUAUGAUGCACAAGACAUUAAAUAUGCAAGUAAAUUGACGUUGUAUAAAAUUACAACCUAUUACACACAAGUGAAAACAUGCACAAACAAUUAUAAACAAAUAUGUUAAACCCAAUGGGGUUUUAUUGUGUUGGCUUAUUUACUCAACAUCUACAGAAAAAUAAAUUGUCAUUUUUUAACCGUUUAAACCAAAAUACAAAAUUACUGCCAGGAAAUUUAAUUACUGAGAUUGUAGCUCUUGUGCCAAUUAGCCCGUCUCUUUAUAUUCAUGUUAAUGUUGAAACUUUGAUCACAGCAAUUGGAAGCUUUAUUGCAUUUAGCCUCUUUUAAUAAUUAUUUACAACUGUUCAGCAGAACUAUUAUGCAAUCAUGAGACUUCCACUGGUAGUGUCUUAAAUAAUCAUUCUUAAUUAAAAAAAAAAAACAUUUUAAUACAAAUAAAAUGUAAUACCACUGACAAUAAUAUUGCAAGCUGCUAGAAAGCUCAGCAUAAGGAAUAUAUGGUUUGACUACAAAAGAACCGAAUGUACUGGCUAUGAAUUAACGUGAAUUAUAUUGUAAAAAUAUAUAUAUAUUUAAAUGAAACAAAAAUAUAGCUCUUUAGUACAAAACAUCCAAAGGCACGAUUCCUCUUCUUUUACAUUCAUGUGUUCUUCCAGCUGCUGUUAACAAAGAAACAGUGAAAGUUGAAAUUUGAGCAACAUAGAAGCUUACACACCGAACUCAUAUUAAGAACAGACGAUAUUUUGUUUCUCCUCUCACGAGGGCAGAACCAGCAGUAAGAUAAAGCCCAAAUAAUAGAGAAAGAGAGAUACUGUUGCACCGCGGCGUAGCUCCCAGAGUCACACAGACACGGAAACUUAAAACACGGUGCAGUCCAGCACAAGAACUAAAAAUAACAGUUUAACUCGAUACACUCUAUCUAUAGAGAUCAGUAAAAACAUGCAAUGCAAAAAAAGUGACUCUUUGCCUAAACCGACAAUAACAUUUGCGUUACCU